This is a messenger RNA of Tetrahymena thermophila SB210, 1731 nucleotides long. RefSeq names its product tetratricopeptide repeat protein. The record is from RefSeq and is a predicted model, not a curated record. Gene Ontology annotation, molecular function: protein binding. Gene Ontology annotation, biological process: cilium assembly; protein localization to cilium. The transcript is spliced from 2 exons. Lineage: Eukaryota; Ciliophora; Oligohymenophorea; Hymenostomatida; Tetrahymenidae. Gene Ontology annotation, cellular component: ciliary basal body.
AUGGGUAAUAAAAUUUAUAAGUAGAGUUAGAUGUCGAAGGCGAACCAUGAAUUCGAAAAUGGGAGUUAUCAAAAGUGCAUAUAAAUACUUAAGGAGGAGCUCAAAUUCCAUCCUAGGUCAAAAGAAGGACUAAGAUUAGUUUUGAAGGCAUACUUGAGACUCUAUGAAAUAGACAGGGCUGAUGAAGUCUAUUAAAAGUUUUUUCCAUCAGGUUCUACAGAAGAUGUAUUAACUAAGUCUGUUUACAUUAAGGAAACUUUAUUUUAUGAUGAAGCAAAAGCAAGGUUUAUGGGCAAAGAACUGCAGCAAUAGCUAGAAAGAAUGAAAUAUAACAAUAACACUUCUGCUUUAAAGGCUUAGCAAAAAGAUUAGUCAUUAUAAAAUUAGCAAUCAAAUCAACAACAAGUUAACAAUUUAAGUACUUCAAAUAACAAUAACAAUAACAUGAGCCAAUCAGUAGCCUCGGAAAUAAUAAUCACUAGCGAAUCUCUCUGUUUUGCCAAAGCAAUUUUAAAAUAUUUAGAUAGCCAGUUUGAUAGCUGUAUUAAAAUGAUCCAAAAUGAUAUUAUUUCCUAAGGCACACUGAUUAAUGCACAAAUAAAAUUUGACUCUUAAAUUAUAAUGAUAAUGGCAUAUAAUAAAUUGAAGCAAUACAAGAACAGUUUAUCACUCAUUUAGGAAUUGAAAUAGCCAGCUGCCGCUCUUACCUAAGAUAAAAACUUUGAAAUAAAUACCAUGUAGGCUGAAACUUAUUCUGCUUUAGGAAAAAUAGAGUAGUCGAUUGAAACAUUCAAAUCAUGUUUAGAAAUAAUUCCUGUUAAUACUUAUGUGAUGUUUCGUCUUUUCAAUUUAUGUGUGAAAUUAAAUGACUUAAGAUAGUCAAGAAGCUUUUUGGAGAGAGCUUUCAAAAAUAGACCCAACGAUAGUUUGUGCUAUAAAAUGCAAGGAGACCAUUACAUAAUUAUGAAGGACACAAAAAAUGCUAUGAAAAUGUUUGAAAAAGGAAUUACAAUCAAUAAAAAGUGUUUUAGAUGUUAUGAAACAUUAGGUGAUAUUUCUCCUGAAAAUCAACGACUUUCAUACUAUGAAAAAUGCUCUAAGUGCAACCCCUGCUACAGUGAUGUAAUGAUUAAAAUAGGUAUUCAUUACCUGCAACAUUCAGAUGAUUAUUUAGAAGCACUACGUUGGUUUUUCAAGGCUUUAGAAAAUAGAUCCUAACAUAAAUUAAUAUACUUUUAUAUUUCUCGCUCUUAUUAUUCUAAUGAGUAGUAUGAAUACGCUCUUAAGAAUCUAUCAAUUAGUCUUAACUUAACUUACGAAAAAAUCAACGAUCAGCUAAGUCUCUCAGUCAAAAUACUGAAUAAAUACUCUGAGUUCUUUAAGCCUUCUCUUGUGAUUGACUUCAUCCAAAAUAUUCGCUUUAAAUAUUUCUAAUAUUUCCCCACUAUAGCAUAAAAUCUAGAUAAUAUACAAUUCGCAAAGCUCUUCACUAAUUUUAUAGCUCCAACUUAAGUACAACUGUAAUUCUUUGCACUUUACAAGCUUAUUCUUAAUUAGUCAAACAAUUCUCAGUUGUCAAUAAUUUCAAACAUCGAUAAUGAAGAUAUAGGUUCAUCAAUGAAUCUUCAAGAAAAUUAAAACUCAUACCUAAUAAAAACUUAAUACACGCCAAUAAAUCAAAAUGCAAUUGAAAAAGCAUAGUAGUAUUUUCUUGAUGUGUUUAAUUUAUGA